ACUUUGUAUCUGCAUAUUUAUGCAUAAACAAUGCUCUAAUAUUUAUGACAUAUAUUAUAAUUCGUAGAUUGAGGUAGAAGAAAUACUUGAAAAUGAAACUUCCAACAGUGAAACAAAAUCAAGUAUGACAGAGGAGAAACAACGACGCUUGUUUCUCUGCCUACACUCAAUAAAUUUCGCUCAAUGCUGAAUGUGACAGGACCUUCUGCCUUUGCGGAUGCAAUAUUAAGAGAGUUGUUGAAUCAAACACGUAAAGAAGACGUAAAGAAAGCUGCGGACAUAGGUUCAAUGCUUGUUUUGCUCGAUCCAUUUUCACUGUCGUUGGCGUAUUUAUCUUCUGUCAAAGCUCUUAUAAAGCAACCCAAGUCGGAAAAAACUCUUGUUGAUCCAAAGGGCUGGGGUGUAGCUCGUCUUCUCUCACAUUCAACUGCAAUUGGUUUACUUCGUGAUCAAUCACAAAAGAAAUCGGACGACGAGGAUGUUGAACGACCAAUCAAACUUCAGCGUUUUGAUGACGACGAUAAAUUAUGGACUUCCAAAUCAAUUAUACAACAAGGAAUUGUUACGUUGUUUGAAGAAUUGUGCCAUGAAUUGAACCAUAAUGAGAUUGGGGCUAGGGCCUCGUUUGCUGUGUCUUUUAUGAAGCAAGCGAUAUCUUGUAGCGGCGUUUUCUCUUCGCCAACUUAAGCUGUCUUCAACCACAUCUUAUAGCCGAAGUGGUAUCGUUCGUACCAGGCUCUGCUCUACCUUCCGAUUAUUUACUUGGUUUGUAUGACUUAGAGUCGAGGGAAGGUCGUGAACUGUGUGCGAAAGCAGUUUGUAGAAAACAUGAAUUUUUACAUGUGUAGAAUAUGAAUUUGAAAUUUCGAAAACCUCUAACGAUAAAGCUGCCAAGUUGAUCAUUAUAUUAAUUCCUUUUGAUCUCUGUAACUGUAACUUGGAAUUGUCAAAAACCAUGAUCAUCAUUGUAGGCAGAAGUCUGGUUGAUCCUUAGCUUUAUCAUCGCUGAACAUUUCUUACUUUUUAGUGGUUGUUAAUAUCGUAAACAUGGAGCAGUAAUGGUUUGUCUGGUCGUUAUGAUACAGAAUUUAACAAACAAAAUGACUGACUUUGAUUGGUGCUAGAUUACGUUGUCAUGCUUAGUUAUGGAUAUAGAUUAGAAACUUUUUCUGACAUACCUUUAUUUCAACCGUCUUCUUAGAAGUAUCUAUCUGCUCCAAAAUUAUAUUCUGAUUCAGCGACGGAACGAGCAUUCCACGAUUAUCUUAUGAAAUCUUAUGUAAAAUAUCCUUAAAGUAUAGAAUUACAACAAUGUAAAUUUCAAAUUUUAUAUACAUAUGACAUGUAUAGCUUGUGAUAAGAUUUGCAACUCAUUGUUACAGUGUGAUAGCAGUUGCUAUUGGUUGAUAAAAUGGAUUUAUUCUGUAAGUAUCCAUUUGUGUACAACAUGAUAUUCAAUAAAAAUCAUUAAACAAUCACUAAA
Messenger RNA from Xenia sp. Carnegie-2017, 1483 nucleotides. RefSeq lists its product as uncharacterized. Lineage: Eukaryota; Metazoa; Cnidaria; Anthozoa; Malacalcyonacea; Xeniidae. Gene Ontology annotation, cellular component: mediator complex. The transcript is spliced from 7 exons. The record is from RefSeq and is a predicted model, not a curated record. The coding region runs from base 184 to 687 and encodes 167 amino acids.